Molecule: messenger RNA, 8972 nt
Organism: Coturnix japonica (Japanese quail)
Lineage: Eukaryota; Metazoa; Chordata; Aves; Galliformes; Phasianidae
Gene: KAT6A
Product: lysine acetyltransferase 6A
Biological process (GO): regulation of transcription by RNA polymerase II; nucleosome assembly
Cellular component (GO): chromatin; MOZ/MORF histone acetyltransferase complex; nucleus
Molecular function (GO): transcription coregulator activity; DNA binding; histone H3 acetyltransferase activity
Source: RefSeq, a predicted model, not a curated record
CCCGUCGCAGAGCUCCGGACCCAAGAUGGCCGCCGUGUCAGUUUCGGGCUUCGCCGCCGUUCGGCCUUUGCUUCUCGGUUCCCGUCUCUCUCAGUCUUCGGUGUAACGUUACAGUUCUUCUAAUUGUGAGCGUGCAGACCAGAAGCUGAGUGUGACAACACUUAAUGUUUGAGAAAGGAGAAGUAAUUCAGAACAGAAAACGUGUAUGCUAUGGUUAGCUGUUUCCCAUCAUCCGAGAAUCUGUUUUCCCAUUGUGUGAAACUUGUUCAGCAUCAGGAUAAAGGAUAACGACUCUAUGGAUAUACAGAAGUCUUCACCAUGGUAAAGCUCGCCAACCCCCUGUAUACGGAGUGGAUUUUGGAGGCAAUCAAAAAGUUAAAGAAGCAAAAGCAGCGUCCAUCUGAAGAGAGGAUAUGCAAUGCAGUGUCUUCAUCACAUGGAUUGGAUCGCAAAACUGUUCUGGAACAGUUAGAGUUGAGCGUUAAAGAUGGAACUAUUUUAAAAGUCUCCAACAAGGGUCUCAACUCCUACAAGGAUCCUGAUAACCCUGGGAGAAUAGCACUUCCGAAGCCUCGGAACCAUGGAAAGUUGGAUGGUAAACCAAAUGUGGACUGGAAUAAACUUAUCAAACGGGCGAUUGAGGGCUUGGGUGAGUCUAGUGGCUCAUCGUUGAAGAACAUUGAGCGUUUUCUGAAAGGUCAGAAAGAUGUGUCUGCGUUAUUUGGAGGUAGUGCUGCCUCCAUUUUUCACCAGCAACUACGAUUAGCUGUCAAACGUGCAGUUGGCCAUGGCAGGCUCCUUAAAGAUGGACCUCUGUACCAACUCAACACUAAAGCAACCACUAAUGCUGACGGGAAGGAGAGUUUUGAGUCUCUUUCCUGUCUGCCUCCAGUGUGUCUCCUUCCCCAUGAAAAGGAUAAGCCGGUUGCUGAACCAAUUCCAAUCUGCAGUUUCUGCCUUGGUACAAAAGAGCAAAAUCGGGAGAAGAAACCUGAAGAGCUUAUCUCUUGCGCUGACUGUGGCAAUAGCGGUCAUCCUUCUUGUUUGAAGUUCUCACCAGAGCUGACAGUUCGAGUCAAAGCCUUGCGAUGGCAAUGUAUUGAGUGCAAAACCUGCAGUUCCUGUCGAGAUCAGGGCAAAAAUGCUGAUAACAUGCUAUUUUGCGACUCCUGUGAUAGAGGGUUCCACAUGGAGUGCUGUGAUCCACCACUUUCCCGAAUGCCAAAAGGUAUGUGGAUAUGUCAAAUAUGUCGGCCACGUAAGAAAGGAAGAAAACUUUUACACAAGAAGGCAGCACAGAUAAAACGACGCUAUGCUAAUCCAAUAGGACGUCCCAAAAACAGGUUAAAGAAUCAAAAUGCAACAUCAAAAGCACCCUUCAGCAAAGUUCGAACUGGCCCUGGUCGGGGUAGGAAGCGUAAGAUAACUCUGUCCAGCCAGUCAGCAUCAUCAGAAGGAGGAUACCUGGAGCAGACAGAAGUGUUGGACUACUGCAGAGAUGGCAGUGCUACCUUGAAGUUUAACAAGAAAACCAAAGGGCUUAUAGAUGGCCUUACUAAAUUCUUCACUCCCUCCCCUGACGGACGAAAAGCUCGAGGGGAAGUGGUAGACUAUUCUCAGCAGUAUAGGAUAAGGAAAAAGGGUACCAGAAAAUCUAGCACUUCAGAGUGGCCCACAGACAAUCAGGAUGGCUGGGAUGGAAAGCAGGAAAAUGAAGAGCGUUUUUUUGGAAGCCAGGAUGUCUUAACUGAAAAAGAUAUGGAGUUAUUUAGAGAUAUUCAGGAGCAAGCACUGCAGAAAGUAGGGGUGACUGGACCUCCUGAUCCACAAGUUCGAUGCCCCUCCGUCAUCGAAUUUGGCAAGUAUGAAAUUCAGACCUGGUACUCUUCCCCAUAUCCACAAGAAUAUUCGAGGCUACCCAAGCUGUACCUUUGUGAAUUCUGUCUUAAAUAUAUGAAAAGCAGAACUAUUCUCCAACAGCAUAUGAAAAAGUGUGGCUGGUUCCAUCCUCCAGCCAAUGAAAUUUAUAGAAAAAACAAUAUUUCAGUCUUUGAGGUGGAUGGCAAUGUCAGCACUAUCUACUGCCAGAAUUUGUGCUUGUUAGCCAAACUCUUCCUGGACCAUAAGACUCUUUAUUAUGAUGUGGAACCAUUUCUUUUCUACGUGCUGACACAGAACGAUGUCAAGGGUUGUCACCUUGUUGGUUACUUUUCCAAGGAAAAACACUGCCAACAGAAAUACAACGUUUCCUGUAUAAUGAUUCUUCCGCAGUACCAACGUAAGGGCUAUGGCCGGUUCCUCAUCGACUUCAGCUAUCUGCUUUCAAAGCGUGAGGGCCAAGCAGGAUCACCAGAGAAACCUCUGUCAGACCUGGGGCGGCUCUCAUAUAUGGCCUAUUGGAAAAGCGUAAUAUUGGAGUGCCUUUAUCAUCAACAUGACAAGCAGUUAAGCAUCAAAAAAUUGAGUAAGCUGACUGGAAUCUGCCCUCAAGAUAUCACUUCCACUCUGCAUCACCUCCGAAUGCUUGACUUCCGUAGUGAUCAAUUUGUCAUCAUUCGUCGAGAGAAGCUUAUCCAAGAACACAUGGCAAAGCUUAGAAAUAAUGUUCGACCAAUAGAUGUGGAUGCAGAGUGUCUGCGUUGGACACCUGUUAUAGUUUCCAACUCUGUUGUGUCUGAGGAUGAGGAAGAGGAGACAGAAGAUGGGGAAAAUGAAGAGCAACAACAUCAUAAAGACUCAGAGUCCAGUAUGGUAAAAUCUGUGUCGUGGGAGAAAAAAGAACAAGAACCCUAUUCACCAACAAAGAAUGAAAAAAAGCCAGAUGCCAUUGCUCCCGUCAACUCCACGCGGACAAACAAGCAUGUUUUUUCACUGGACAGUCUUCCAGCAAACAGUCAAACAUCACGAAGAGGUCGAUGGAACCGCAAGGGCAAAAAAGUUCGAGAACCCUUUUGUGAGAAGGAACCAGUAUUGCCCAUUGAGGACAAAACAGCCAUUCCCAGUGAACAAUGCAUUGAAUGCGAGGAGAAAUCAGCAGCUUCACGAGGCCGGUGCAGUGAAUGUGAGGAAAAGUCAUCAGCCUUGCAGGAAAGGUGUGAAUGUGAGGAAAAGUCUCCAACCCCAAGAGGCCAUUAUGCUGAAGAUGAGGAAAAGUCCGUGGUUUCCCAAGCACAGUAUGGCAAAAAUGAAAAAUCUGCUGUUCCCCAUCAACAUUAUAGUGAAGGUGUGGAAAGAUGGAGAGGACAGAUGAAAAAGAACACAGAGCCACUGAAGAAUAGGUUCCCAGAGGACUGUGAAAGAUUACCCCACUGCUACAGCGAUAGUGAUAGGGCACUUCUGAGGUGUUUUAGUGAGAGCAGCGAGGAGGAAGACGAUGAACCUGUGAGUCCCCGAUCAAACUCUCCUCCUGUUCUUACCAAACCAACGUUAAAACGAAAGAAGCCAGUUCUUCAUCGGAAGAGGAGAGUGCGCAAGCGUAAGCACCACAACAGCAGUGUUGUUACUGAAACAAUCUCAGAGACCACAGAAGUGCUGGAUGAACCAUUUGAGGACUCAGAUGCUGAACGACCAAUGCCCCGUUUAGAGCCUACAUUUGAAAUUGAGGAGGAGGAAGAGGAAGAAGAGGAUGAGGAAGAUGAGGAGAAUGAACUUUUGUCCAGUGGAUACUUUCAGCACUUAGCCCCACAAGACACCCUCAGGAACAGAGCCUCUUCUAAGAGGAAGUCCAAAGAUGAGGAGGAGUCUGAUGACAAUAAUGAUACUCCAACUUUGAAACCAUUAUCUAUGCUGAGAAAGUGUGAAGCAAAUGAUUCUUCACUUGAUCCAGAUACUUCUACACCCAUGAAAAAGAAGAAGGGAUGGCCAAAAGGCAAAAGCCGAAAACCAGUCCAUUGGAAGAAGAGACCUGGUCGAAAACCAGGGUUUAAACUGAACCGGGACAAGGUGCCACCAUCAGUUCAAGGAGAGGGAAUUGAUGCAGUGAUAGCUAAUUCAAAAACAGGGCGUAAGUCCAAAAUUUCAGAUAAAGAGGAAGGUGUUGAGCAAAAAGAAGAGCUGCCUCUUAAUGAGGAAAGGAAAGAGGAAGAUGUGACUAUGGAAGCAGAAGAGGUUGGAGAGGGAGAAGAGGAAGAUGCAGCCAGCAGUGAAGUAAGAGCAGUUUCUCCAGUGGACAGCAGCAGUAGUCCAGUGCCUGAAGUUAAAGAGCCUGAAAUAGAAGAGGAGGUGGAGGAGAAACCACAGGUAUUAGAAGAGCAAAGGCAAUCAGAAGAAGAGCAGCAAGAGCUAGAUGAGCCUGAGCAGGACCAUGAGGAAGAUGAUGAAAUUGCAGCAGUGGCAAAUCAAAAUGAGGACCAUGAUGCUGAUGAUGAAGAUGAUGGUCAUCUGGAGUCUGUGAAGAAAAAAGAAUUGGAGGAACAGCCUGUAAGAGAAGGGGUGAAGGAGGAACCUGAUGUUCAGGAAUGUUUUUUAGAAACAAAUAUACCAAGCAGUAGAGAAGAUGCAAAAGGAAAAGAUGAAGCAGAGGCAGAUUCUGAGGAAGAGCAGGCUUCCAAUGAAACAUCAGUGGGCUCAGAGCAUGUCCCUGGGUCUGAAGAUGAUCGUGAAGAAGAUCCAAGUAAUAAAGAAGGUUUGAUUGAAUUAAAAGAAGAGGAAGAGAUUCCUCAUAGUGAACUAGAUCUCGAAACUGUUCAAGCAGUCCAGUCCUUGACGCAGGAGGAAGGCAACGAACAUGAUGUAGCUUACCAGGACUGUGAGGAGACUCUUGCUGCUUGUCAGACUCUGCAGAGUUACACCCAGACUGAGGAGGAUCCUCAGAUAUCAAUGGUUGAAGAUUGUCAGGCCUCGGAACACAACAGUCCAAUAUCCUCUGUUCAGUCCCACCCCAGCCAGUCUGUUCGUUCUGUCAGCAGCCCAAAUGUGCCCGCUCUGGAGAGCAGUUACACCCAGAUAAGCCCUGAACAAGGAUCCCUGUCCGCACCCUCUAUGCAGAACAUGGAGACCAGCCCCAUGAUGGAUGUGCCUUCAGUAUCAGACCACUCUCAGCAGGUGGUGGAUAGUGGCUUCAGUGACCUUGGCAGCAUUGAGAGCACUACAGAGAAUUAUGAAAACCCAAGCAGCUAUGACUCCACUAUGGGAGGCAGCAUUUGUGGAAAUAACUCUUCUCAGAGCAGCUGUUCCUAUGGGGGACUGUCUUCUUCCAGCAGCCUCACGCAGAACAGUUGUGUUGUCACUCAGCAAAUGGCAAACAUUGGCAGCAGUUGCAGCAUGAUGCAGCAAAGCACUGUCCAGCCUGCAGCAAACUGUAAUAUCAAGUCACCUCAGAGCUGCGUCAUAGAAAGACCUCCAAGUAACCAGCAGCCAGCAGCACAGCCUCAACAGCAGCAGCCCCAGUCACAGCAGCCACAGCCUCCACCUCCACCCCAGCAGCAACCUCCACUGUCCCAGUGUAGUAUGAACAACAGCUUCACCCCAGCACCUAUGAUCAUGGAGAUACCUGAGUCUGGAACCACUGGUAACAUAAGUAUCUAUGAGAGGAUUCCAGGGGAUUUUGGGGCUGGGAGCUAUUCACAACCAUCGGCCACGUUCAGUUUAGCCAAGUUGCAGCAGCUGACAAACACCAUUAUGGACCCUCAUGCCAUGCCUUAUAGCCAUUCUCCUGCUGUGACUUCCUAUGCAACCAGUGUUUCUCUGUCCAACACAGGAUUGGCUCAGCUAGCUCCCUCUCAUCCCUUAGCAGGCACACCACAAGCACAAGCCACCAUGACACCCCCACCAAACUUGGCAUCCACCACCAUGAACCUCACAUCGCCUCUGCUUCAGUGUAACAUGUCUGCUACCAAUAUUGGCAUUCCACAUACACAGAGGUUGCAGGGGCAAAUGCCAGUCAAGGGGCACAUUUCAAUUCGCUCUAAAUCAGCACCCCUGCCCUCUGCAACCGCACACCAGCAGCAACUCUAUGGCCGCAGCCCACCUGCUGUUGCCAUGCAGGCUGGCCCUCGUACGUUGGCUGUUCAGCGAGGUAUGAACAUGGGGGUCAACCUAAUGCCAACCACCCCAUACAAUGUUAAUUCCAUGAAUAUGAACACCCUUAAUGCCAUGAACAGCUACAGAAUGACACAACCCAUGAUGAACAGCAGUUACCAUAGUAACCCUGCCUACAUGAACCAGACAGCACAGUACCCUAUGCAGAUGCAGAUGGGGAUGAUGGGGAGCCAGGCCUAUACCCAGCAGCCUAUGCAGCCAAAUCCUCACGGAAACAUGAUGUACACUGGCCCCUCCCAUCACAGCUACAUGAACGCUGCUGGGGUGCCCAAGCAGUCUCUCAAUGGACCGUACAUGAGAAGAUGAGCAAGAUAAGCUUGCAUCCAAAAAACUUAAAUAUAUAAAUAAAGGAACCUUUUAUACUGACGAACCAGAGAAAACGGACCUUUUUCCAGUUAAAAUAUUGCUGUAGAUUUAGAGGGAUUUUCUUUGGUUUAUUUUAUUUUUUAGAAAGCUUGGUGGUUUUUGUUGUUGUUGUUGGUUUUCUGGGUUUCUUUUUUUUGUUUGUUUGUUUUUGUUUGUGUUUUUUUUUUCCGGGGGGUGGGGUGGGGGAGGGGAAGAGGGGUUGUUUUCUUUACAAUCCUGAAACAUUUUACAGCUGAAAUCAUUUACAGAUGUUUUUUAGAGGGAAAACAUGCACAAAAUGUUUUCAUAAUUUAAAAAGAGCCUUACUUUGCUGACCAUGUGGACAGAAUCUGUGUAAUGGUGAAAUCAUCUAAUUUUGUUUUCAGAUGUAUGUCCUCCUCCCUCCCCCCUGUCCCUCCGUAUGCAUUUCUUUAGCGCUGCAGUAAUGUAAAAUGUCUGACAUCUCAAAGAGUAACAACCCGCCCCUCCAAGCCCCACUUAGAAUGUUCUACUUCUAGCAGGAGGCACUUAUUGGGAGAAGUGGAAGGGGACACAGAGGAUAAAUGAAGCUGUUUAUUUCUGCAAGUCAGGAAAAACAAUUUAUCUUUGAACUUUUCCUGACUCUCGCCUUCAGUAAAAUUUGGAGACAUGUAAACAAACUAUUCACGUUGGUGUUUUUGUAGAUGAGUUAAUUGAAAUUGUAUGUUUCAUUCUGAAAGUAUAAUGUACUUUUAAAAUGAUCCCAUUUACAACCCAGGCAUGCACGUCUGCACGUGCACACGUUGUCACUCUGAACUACUGGAAGCAUCUAUGAGCUGUUUGUAGCCAUCACGCAGUCAUGAGGAGGGUAGGAUGAUUGCUGGACAUAAAACAAAGGGUUACAGGCUCUUCUGGUGAACUGCAAGUCAACCACAACUCUGAGAUCCCAAACUCUGCUUUAGUGUGUACUUGGAAAUGCUGAGGGUCUUGUUCUGAACCUUUGAGCAGUCUGAGCUCAAAAGCAUCUGAUUCCAGUGAUCUGCCUCUUAGUCUCUAUACUUCCAUUACCUUGCAAGAUAAAAUGUGUGUUAAGUGACUUGGUGAGAGCCUUGUGGUGUCCUUGUUGCUCUUCCAUUCCUGGUAUGGCACAGGCAGUUGCUGAACGUGCCGCUGUUAGGGGGGAAUCAGUUAAGCUGAACGUUUCCCUGAUUCUUCCACUGUUUGAGACCAUGUUGUCAGAAUCUCCACGCUUUGGAUCUCGUGUGGGAAACAAAGGGACUCAGCCUGUUUUACAGGAGUGAAACAGUCCAGACACCGCAGCAGGAUGCAGGUGGCAGGAUUUUGCUGUUUAUUACCGCAUAAUCCAGUCUGUGUUUCUUUUUUGGCUGCACUGCUUUGAUAGAGACGGCACCUGCUGGCACGUCACACGUCACCCAGCUCAAAAAGGGACACCCCUUAAUGUAGAGACCUUUUUUUUUUUUAUUGUAUAUGAAGCAGAAAUACACAUUAAUAAGACUAAUUUCUUAUUUCUUUAAAAAACAAAAAGAAAAGAAAAAAAAAAAGAAUCUACAAGUUGGGUUUCUUUGUAUGCACUAAAAUGGACUUUCUUCCAAUAACUGCUAACCGUAAAAGGCAGAAUUCAAAGGACUUCCUUUUUUCUUUUUUUUUUUUUUUUCCUUUGUUUUUCCUGUUUAGUUCUGAGCACAUACAAGGCUGUGUAGGACUCAUUUCUCUGUACGUACAAUUCCAGUUCCAAAUAACCCACGUAAGGAAGCACGUUGUGCUGCCCUCCCUGCACCUCCAGCUGUGCUGCUGCUUCCUGGCUGCUGGGCUGGGCGGUGGGGUGGAAUGGAUCUGAGACAGGAGGAGAAGCUGUUGAGACGAGGGCCAUGAAUUCCAUUUGUUUGCUGUUCUGUUUGCUUUGGGUUUGUAUUUUAUUUGAUUUUUUAAUCAAUUGGGCAGCUCCCUUUUCCACAACCUUUGUGACUGUAGAACUAUUGUAGAAAAAGAAGUUCUUUUCUAUAUAUAAAAAGAAAUUAUCCAACACAGUAAUAUUGGUACCUACCAUUUUUUUCACUUCUGUUUAAAAAAAGAAAAGAAAUAAAUGUAUUUUUAGCAAGAUAACUUGGGUAAUCUUCUAAAAGAAAUUAAAAAAUCUCACUGUUAGUGACUUUGAUGCCUUUUAAAAUAAGAGCUUUUUCAUUUCAUUCCAUCUUCAAAAUUUUUUAUCUUUGUUGUAGAAUAUUAAAAACUAUUUUAAGAAAGAAAAAAAAAAUGUUCUCUUUAAAGAGAUCUCUAGAGUGUGUGAAUAGGAGCUCCAGAUGCCUCUAAAAGCCGCAUGUACAAAUGAUGCUGAGUUUAUUCCUGUCUGUUUAUAUUUGCUUUUCCUGUUUUGUAAUCUCUUUGUACUUCAUUCAUGGUGACUUGUAAGCUAAGGGGAAGGGGUGCCUGGAUGCCUUUGGAAUUCUCCAUGUCAUGCUCCUGGCUGGAUGGUCUCCCUUCCUCUACUUGUAUGUAAUAUCACUUUUUUUUCCCCUUUCUAGCAAGUACUUUCAAAAGAACUCUGUACAUUUUAACAUAAAAAAUAAAUUAUGUUGAGCCAUUUUGGA